AUGUCAACUCAGUCAAUGCUGCAAUUCAUCCGGCUUUUUAAAAAGAAAUCGUGGAGUAAACGCGGUUCAAAGCGUUUGAUUUUGCGCCAUUUGCUCCCAAGCGCAUUUCGUCACGAAACAUCCUACAGUACAAUACACACUGCGUCUGACUCGUAUGUACCCAUCGUAUCACCUAAUCGAUGCGGACAUAGGACUGUACGUAUCGCGAAGUUGGAACACAGGUUGUUCAAUUGCCUCGGAUUGGUUAGCUUAUGUCUCGAGAAUCUAGAAGCUGGUUGUACAAGGGCCAGAAUCGGUAGCUGCUCACCUGAGAUUUUGACAAGUGGUCGUCAAACAGCUACAAUGCGCAGUGUUGUGCUAAUUCUCUCUCUACUUUUACAUGAGCUCUCAAUUCUUGGCGCUCUCUCAACCCAGCACGAGAAACUCGUGUUUGAGACGGUACUGGCUGCUAAGUACAACCCAAAAAAAAAUGGUCGUAACGAAUGA
Molecule: messenger RNA, 486 nt
Organism: Plasmopara halstedii
Lineage: Eukaryota; Oomycota; Peronosporomycetes; Peronosporales; Peronosporaceae
Exons: 2
Coding region: 1-486 (161 amino acids)
Source: RefSeq, a predicted model, not a curated record